This is a messenger RNA of Marmota flaviventris (yellow-bellied marmot), 305 nucleotides long. Its product is annotated as diphthamide biosynthesis protein 3-like. Lineage: Eukaryota; Metazoa; Chordata; Mammalia; Rodentia; Sciuridae. The record is from RefSeq and is a predicted model, not a curated record. Gene Ontology annotation, molecular function: metal ion binding. Gene Ontology annotation, biological process: protein histidyl modification to diphthamide.
AUGGCAGUGUUUCACGACGAGGUGGAGAUCGAGGACUUCCAAUAUGAUGAGGACUCCGAAAUGUAUUUCUACCCCUGUCCAUGUGGGGAUAACUUUUCCAUCACCAAGGAAGAUUUGGAGAAUGGGGAAGACGUGGCAACGUGUCCUAGCUGCUCUCUCAUUAUAAAAGUAAUUUAUGACAAAGAUCAAUUUAUGUGUGGAGAAACAGUCCCGGCCCCUUCAUCCAACAAAGAAUUAGUUAAAUGCUGAAGAAACCUUCAGGAAUCCACAUCCUGAACAGUUGAGAAUGAGCCCAGGUGGAAAUA